Molecule: messenger RNA, 441 nt
Organism: Penicillium roqueforti
Lineage: Eukaryota; Fungi; Ascomycota; Eurotiomycetes; Eurotiales; Aspergillaceae
Exons: 2
Coding region: 1-441 (146 amino acids)
Source: RefSeq, a predicted model, not a curated record
AUGGUCUCCCGACGGGACCGUCUUGCCGGCCUGCACCUCGAUGACCCAACCAAAGUGUCCCUGCUCCAGGCGCAGAUGGACGGCCACCCUGGGACGGCAAGAGCAUGCAUCCCCAGCCUCGCGAGCGACGACAUGAGCCGCCUGGUCAGCACAUCGGCUGCGAGCAGAUCUCGUCGGACGGCGUCAGUGUGGGGCCGGCUUAUCGUGCACCUGGCACCCGAAAUUCGGCUUGCUCGAGAGCUACGAGCUCGAAUCCGCGCGGGCCGGCGCCGAUCUAUUUCCCCUGGCUAUCUCACCCGAGUGUCAACUUCUUGCGUGCCGCUCCGACACGGGCCGAGGUGUGCGACCUUGGAAACGCGGCGGUUCAGUGCGGGCGGCGGUAUGAUGCUGACCGUAGAAUGUGAAUGGCAGAAUCAGAGUCAUGGCGUCAUUGGUUUAUAA